CCACCUCUAGCGGUCCAAAAAAAAAUAAAAAAAAAUCGAAUUUCAGGAUUAUCAACAAUAAAAAACCCCCGAAAUAGUUAAUAAAAAAGUGACAACGUUUCGCGAAGCGUUUGGAAACAGUGACCGGAAGUAGACGACUUUAAUCGCGGAGUUUUGAGCAGUUUUAGGCAAAUAGCAAACACUGCACACACACACACACUUGCACGAACAGAUGAAAAUCUGGAAAUUGUCGUUUUUCUUUUAAUUCAACGCAGCAGUCUUUGUGAUUUGGUAUUACAAUUGAAAUCGGUAAAUUAGAGCACACAUUCGGCUUACGAAAGAUCCCCACUAACUUCUCCAUCCGGAAACAAGAGAAACUCGGUUUUCGGUGGGUGAAAGGAACCACUGAGGUCGCAUUUUCUGCGACGACAUCUCGGACAAAGAACACAUAGUUUUUCGUGAUUUGUGUGGAACGGUCAAACGCACAUACAAAUCCGGAGGUGUCGCCUAUGACGCACACUUUUCGCCCCCAAGAAAGUGUUUGAUCCACCCGAUAGCCAGCAACAAAGGAGAGGAGCACAGUGAGGGGCACGAAAAUAGCAGCGCACCACCAUGACAAUCAAGCCAGUGAGCGCACCACCGAGUGCGAAGCGCGUGGCUGGCAAUGUGGAUGCGGAUAACAAGGAGGCCCAGGUGGUUGUGGUGGAGCAGUCGGUGGUCAGCCAGACCCACAGCCAUGCCCACACCCACAGCCAUCGCAACGUCGUCAUCGAUGGACAUGGGCAGAGUCCCCAGAGGCGUGGCGAGGUCUACGACGAACUGGCACGCACCCAUCGCUGCAGCCCCCACAAGAGCACACGUUCGAAGCGUCGUGACCACCACGAAACCCAUGCCCACCACUACAAGCGCGAUCGUCUGGAGCGUGAGAAACUGAACCACCCGGCGGCGGUGGCGGGAAGCGGAGCACCCGGUGUCUCCGGCAGCAAGUGCAACAGUCCGCCGUUGGCUUCGACCUCUGGCAGUAGCAGUCCCUCGGCGGUGGGCAGGAAUUCGCCCGAACAUUUGGGGCUAGGCUGCGCCACAGCACCGAAAGCACAGGUUCAGAUGUCGCCGGCCACGGCGGCUGCCAAUCUGCUGAAAACAGUGGAGGAGACGUUCUCCGGCUACAACAGCGGCGAUGAGCAUCUUCAGCCCAAGGAGCGCUUGAUUCCGGUGGAGGAGUGGCAGCGCCGCGACGUGGAGUUCGCCAAGUGCAUGGAACAGCGCGGCUACGAACUGAAGCCCGUCGAGGAGGACGGCGCCUGCCUCUUUCGCUCGAUCUCGCUGCAGAUCUACGGCGACGAGGAGAUGCACGACGUGAUCCGGCAACACACCAUGGAUUACAUUCACGAGAAUCGCGAGUACUUUGGUCAGUUUGUCACUGAGGACAUCAACAGCUAUAUACAGCGCAAACGAGCUAGAGACGCUCAUGGCAACCACAUCGAGAUCCAGGCGAUAUCCGAGAUCUACAGCCGCACCGUUGAAGUAUACUGCUACCAGUCAAAUCCCAUCAACAUUUUUAACUCCGAGCAGUCGCAGGCAGGCUAUCCCCCCUUGCGUUUGUCCUAUCAGCGCGGAUCCCACUAUAAUGCUAUUCUAGAUCCCUACAACGCCACCGUUGGCGUGGGCCUGGGCUUGGCUGGUUACAAGCCCGAGAUCCAAACCAAAGAGGCAGUGCGUCUCAGUGAGCAGUUGGAAAUCGAACAGACCAUGUUCGAGGAUAAGCUAAAGACAACCGACUGGGAAGCCACCAACGAAGCCAUCGAGGAGCAAAUUGCUCGCGAGUCCUACCUGCAGUGGUGCCGCGAGAAUAUGCAGCGCUCGCGCAGCAGCAACACGGCCGCAGGAUCGGCCACAUCCUCGACGGUUACCUCGGCAGAGGCGCUCACCGAUUCGGAUGCCUCGCCCUCGAAGUACUCGGUGUGUGGGGGCACCGGCAGCAGCAGCAAUCCGCCUGUGACCCUGACCAGUGGCAGUGGUAGUGGUGAUGCCGCAGCCCCCGCCUUUUCCCUGUCACCGAAAACCCUCGGUCAGUUUAGCCACAAGCUGCCACCGGAGGUGAACGAGCUGGCCGGCUACGACAGUGAUGCCACAGAUAUGAGUAGCACCAGUUCGGUCGGACACUGCGGCGGCAACUCAUCGCCCAGCACAGCUUCUGGCCAGCGUUCCGGCAAGGGAUCUAAGUCACAGCGACGCAGCACUGCUCUUAGAAAGAAGCGACGCCACGAAAGUCGCGAGGCGCCUUUGGCUAGCAAGAGCGCCGAGGUUUUGGAGGCCCCGCUUAGGAAGAGUCCGAAGCGUGAUUCCGCGCCGUCUGUGGCCCGUGCCGAUACGCCUGAGGCUGAGCAGCGGCCCUGCACGUCGAAGCAGUCGUCUUCGCCACAGAAGAGCGGGGACGCCAAGGAGCAGAGUUACUCCAACUUCUACCAGGAGUUGCUGGAGGCAUCCUACGCCGAUGAGGGAGUCAACGAGAGCGAGAUGCUGCAGCAGGCCAUCCAGAUGUCCACACGCGACUACAUGGAGGACCAGAAGCGAAAGUUUCUCUGCGGACCGUAGUCACGCUACGUUCUUUGUACAGUGAUUAAGCAGUUCUUUCCGCAACGAAAGCAAAACACAAAUCUUACCAAAAAACAAAAUUAAUACGCAGAAAUUAUCUACGAUCUUGAAUGUUGAUAGGUGGGUGUAAAACGAACUUUGCAAUUUGUGCAAUGGUAAUCGAAGCACUCCCGCUUUUACACAUUUACACUCUCACAUAACACUAUCCUUAUAAAUAUUAUAAACAUAUAUUUUUUAAUAAGGCCUCCUCCUCGUGUAAUCAUUAGAACCCAAAUUAAAAAUCCUUGAAAGGAUAGUUAUGGAAUUUUUUUUGAUUUGAACGUGUAUAAAGCACAAAUUUUGUUAAGCCCUAACCUGUCCGCUCUUAUACCAUGAAUAAAUAUACCCUCCAUGCCACGUUCCUUUUCCCAUUAAAUUAAUGCCUACUUUGUAAUACAUCAUAAUAUUAAGCUUAGUAAAGUAUGCAUGCAAUGGACGGUAAAUCAAACCUGCUCGUACAUAAAUAAACAAUAUAAAACCAAUACACAGACAUACAGAUACAUAUACAGAAUACAGAUAAUAAUACGGAUAAUGCUAUUGAUUAAUUAUUUAAUUGACUACAAUAAAUGGUGCAUAAUAAUCGUAAUUUAUGAGUAAAUAAAGCAAAUAAAUAACCCUAAAAAUG
This is a messenger RNA of Drosophila takahashii, 3238 nucleotides long. It is a transcript of the gene Duba, whose product is annotated as Deubiquitinating enzyme A. Gene Ontology annotation, biological process: protein deubiquitination. The record is from RefSeq and is a predicted model, not a curated record. Lineage: Eukaryota; Metazoa; Arthropoda; Insecta; Diptera; Drosophilidae. Gene Ontology annotation, molecular function: cysteine-type deubiquitinase activity.